AUGAACAUUUUCAUGAAUACUAUUGAAAAAAUUGAUGUUUUUGGUGUUCCAAUUUGUCUUUUAACUAAUAAAAACAAUACUUAAUUUUAAAGUAAACUGGGUGGAAUAGCAACCAUUGCUCUGGGUAGCAUCAGCCUAAUUUAUUUUUUAUAUGUUAUGAUUUUAUGGAUGAAUUAUUAAAUCAGUCCUAAUAUCAAUUCUAAGUAAUAACUAAUUGGUUAUUCUGAAUUUUAAUUAGAGGAUUCAACUAUAUAAAUUUAAUUAUAAGAUUUUUCAGGAGAUGUUGAUCCUUUUUAAAAGGAAAAUAAUAUAAUUACUCCUCUUUUAUUUACUUAUUAAGAUGUAACUAUAUAUGAUGAACCUAUACCUUUAUUUAGUAGCAAAGAAUUACCAUAUUUAAUUUAAUUGAAUAAAGGCUCUUUAGUAUUAAAUACUCUUUUUGAAUAAAAUGAUGAAAAAUUUUAAAAACAGAAAUAGUAUUUUUUAGUUUUGGCAAAAUGUUCAAGUAUUUUUGCAUUUAAUGGAAGUUAUUGCGCUGAUGAUAAUACAAUUAAUACUUAUUUAUCCAAAUAUCAUGGUUUUUUCUUUUUGAAUAUUAAAUUAAGUCAAUUUAAUUAUAAAACUAAAUAACUUGAAAAUUUCAAUAAAUUAUAUUAUACUAGUUUUGAUACUAUUAAACCUCAAUAUACUUAAAUUCUUUUGAAACAAUAAGAAACUAUUAUAGAUAGUGGUAUAAUUUUUAAUAGUUAUGAACGUUUUUCAUUUCUUAAUAAUUACGAAUUCAUAAAUUAAGUGAUUGAUAAUUAAUUUACAUAAAAAGUAAUUAACUCAAUGUCAAACUUUACAUAUAACUUUGAUAGUUUUGGAUGCUUUCUAAUAAGAAUUGACAACAUAUCUAUCAAAGAAGAGAUUACUCAUCCAAAAUUAGGUUAAGUUUUAGCUUAAAUAGGAUCUAUAGUUUAAUUAAUAUUUAUUUUGAAACAUAUUUUAGUUUAUUACAAUUCUCAAUUAUUAGAAAAUCAAUUAUUGAAUGAAAUUAUAAAAAUGUAUUAUCCAGAAUUCAAAGAAUUUUAACUUAACUUUUUCAAUCAAUUUAAAUUCUCCAAUUAAAAUAAUAAUAUAAAUAAUUCAUCAAUUGAAAAUUUAUUAGAAAAUUAUUCCAUUUUAAGGAAAAAAGCAAAAGAAAAAUGCAAACUUAAUAAUAUACUAUAUGAAAUAUCAAGAAUUUAAUUUAUACUUUAGCAAAAUUUUGGAGAUAUGGUAUUAGUCUAAAGUCAUUAAAUGGGUGGAAAAUUAGAUGAAAAUCAAAUUCUAAGCAAAAAAGAAUCAAAUAGAUUAUAAAUUAAACCUGUAGAAUCUAUCGAUUUAGAUGCAUAAAAUUAUAAUAUAGAACCAUUAGAAUUAUUAAUAAAAUAAUUUUGA
Molecule: messenger RNA, 1422 nt
Organism: Paramecium pentaurelia
Lineage: Eukaryota; Ciliophora; Oligohymenophorea; Peniculida; Parameciidae
Source: the annotation of a GenBank genome assembly